AUGGGAAUUAAAGAUCUUUCAAAGGUUAUCAACGACCAUGCACCAUCGGCUAUCAAACAAGGAGAAAUGAAGAAUUACUUUGGAAGAAAGGUCGCAAUCGAUGCAUCGAUGGCCCUUUAUCAAUUUUUGAUCGCUGUUCGACAAGAUGGUAGUCAAAUGCAAAAUGAAUCUGGCGAAGUAACAAGUCACUUGAUGGGCAUGUUCUACCGGACUAUUCGUAUGAUUGACAAUGGGAUCAAGCCAGCCUACGUGUUUGAUGGAAAGCCUCCAGAUAUGAAAGCUGGUGAACUUGAGAAAAGAAAGGAAAAAAGGGAUGAAGCUGAGAAGCAACUGGCUGAAGCAAAAGAAAAAGGCGAUGCUGAAGCAGUGGAUCGAUUUGAACGUCGUUUAGUUCGAGUGUCGAAAGAUCAAAAUGAAGAAGUUAAACGCCUUUUGCGUUUGAUGGGAGUGCCCGUUGUUGAAGCACCUUGCGAAGCUGAGGCUCAAUGUGCAGCGUUGGCAAAAGCGGGAAAAGUUUACGCAACUGCCACAGAGGAUAUGGAUGCGCUGACUUUUGGUUCAAGUGUUCUCUUGCGACACAUGACUUUCUCCGAAGCAAAGAAAAUGCCUAUUAAGGAAAUUAACCUUGCUCGUGUGCUCGCCGACUUCGAGAUGUCUCGUGAAGAGUUCGUCGAUUUGUGCAUUUUGCUUGGAUGUGAUUAUUGUCCUACUAUCAGGGGCAUUGGGCCUAAACGAGCCUAUGAGUUGAUCAAGGAGCACAAAUCGAUUGAGAACAUUCUAGCAAAAAUUGACACUAAGAAAUACGCAGUUCCUGAAGAUUGGUUGUACGCUCGUGCGCGUGAGCUCUUCUUGAACCCAGAAGUGGCCGAUGGUGAAAAUGUUGAGAUGGUUUGGAAAGAGGCUGAUGUAGAGGGCGUUGUUGCUUACUUGUGUGGUGAAAAGAACUUCAGUGAAGAACGCGUACGGUCAUCGUUGGCUAAAAUGAAAAAAGGACGCCAAGCUGGCCAACAAGGACGCAUCGAUUCAUUCUUUUCUGCGGCUAAAGUUGUGACUAGCGAGCCGGCUGCAAAGCGGAAAGCUGAAGACGAUAAGAAAGGCAUCAAGAAGCGAGGCCCACCAAUCAAAAAGUCAAAA
Mesorhabditis belari is the source of this 1134-nucleotide messenger RNA. Lineage: Eukaryota; Metazoa; Nematoda; Chromadorea; Rhabditida; Rhabditidae. The record is from the annotation of a GenBank genome assembly.